AGAAACCAAAAGAAAUCAGCAUUCCCGCCCCUCCGGCUGCUCAGUAGGUCGGCUUCGUUCAGCUUGUGCAUCAUGGCCAAGAGUCUUUUGAUAUUGUUUUUCACCCUGUUGCUUCUGAACGUUUGCUGGCCAUCCGAAACACACAAGACUUUUCUGAAUAGUUUGAAAGCCCAUGACGUUUACUUUUAUUUCGGGACAAAUUCAAGGCUCAGAGUGCCAGAAUUUGAGGUCGUGCCUCUGACUUGCUCCUGCGAAGACGGACCAACGUCUUGUACAGCCCAGCGUUGUUCUUUCCAAGCUUCAGGAGAUCACUUUGCCUUUGAGUUCUCUCCAGAGCAGGCCCUUUUCCCCCCAUUUUUCGUGAGCACCCGAAGGUUAAACUCUUCCGCCAGUUUGCUACGGCGUUCAAGGCAUAAUUGCUUUGCUGGAGGGAAGCCUCUCACACCCCUGGGGGCAAAAGGCCGUGUCACAUAUUGUGAAGGAGAACUGCAAGGCUCGAUCAGCGUUCGUGGCAAGAAGGUUCACAUCACACCGGUGAGAAAGCAACACCAACGCCACCUGGAGCGACCCCUUCUCUCCAGGCCCCACAUCGUCUUCAGCAGUCUGUGGGACGAUUCAUCGUCAGCGCAGACCAAGGGAAGAGUUUCAUCCCGGAUUCGCAGAGGGGUUGAGGAGAAGGUGAAACAUCUGGAGCUCUUAGUGGUGGUGGGGCCAGAUGUUUACCAGUUCCACAAAGAAGAGACUGAGAGGUACAUCCUCACCAACCUCAAUAUUGGAGCAGAGCUUCUCCGAGAUCCCUCACUGGGUAUUCAAUUCAGGGUUCAUCUGAUCAAAAUGAUUAUCCUCGCAGAAUCUGAGGAAAACAUCCAGAUCUCCACCAACAUCACAAGCUCAAUCCUGAGCGUUUGCAAAUGGAGCCUGGAGAUCAACCCAGAGAAUGACCUGGAACCUUACCACGCUGACCUUGUUCUUUACAUCACCAAAUUCGAUCUGGAACUCCCGGAUGGAAAUAAGCAGGUGCGUGGCGUCACCUCGAAAGGUGGGGCCUGUUCAAGGUUUUGGAGCUGCGUCAUUGCCGAAGACACGGGCUUCGGUUUGGGCAUCACCAUUGCGCACGAGAUCGCCCACAGCUUUGGGAUUGACCACGAUGGAGAAGGGAACCGCUGCGUGGCAGACCGACACGUUAUGGGCUCCGAAGGGGGACACAACAGCGUGGACCUGACAUGGUCGGUCUGUAGCAGAGAACAGCUGCAGGAAUUUGUCAGUACAGGCCAAGCAAGCUGCACAGAUGAUUUGCCUGUGUUAAAGACCAGUCUGCCGGAAGCAAAGCCUGGCCUGUAUUUUGGGGCAGACGAGCAGUGCAAAAUCGCCUUCGGUUCGGGGGCUUUGGCCUGCACUUUCAGCUAUGACNNGGACAUGUGUCAAGUUCUCUCUUGCCACACCAAUUCGGCCAACCCGUCCUCCUGCUCUCGGCUCCACGUCCCGCUUCUGGAUGGAACCGAAUGCGGGAUCAACAGGUGGUGUUUCAAAGGACGCUGCAGCUCCCUAGAAGAUCUGUCUCCGGUUAGCAUGGUGCAUGGGCAGUGGUCCUCCUGGGGAUCCUUCACUCCCUGUUCCAGGAGCUGUGGAGGAGGGGUCACGUCAAGACAACGACAGUGCAACAACCCCCGACCUGCUUUUGGAGGGCAACCAUGCCAGGGAGAAACCUUGCAAGCCGAGAUGUGUAACGUGCAGCCCUGCUUGAAGACCCAGAUGGACUUCAUGGAGGAGCAAUGUUCAGCCACCAACCUGAAGCCGCUCUACCUUCACCGGCAGUUGCCUUCCUUCUACAAGUGGGUUUCAGCAGCUGGCUACGCCAAAGGAGAUGCUCUGUGCCAAUAUAUGUGCCAGGCAGCUGGGAGGAACUUCAUGGUGAGCCGUGGCGACCGAUUCAUCGAUGGGACUAGGUGCAGGAAAAACAGCCUGGCAGACAAGGAUGCCCGUGCUUCGUGUGUGAUGGGCCGCUGCAGGGCGUUUGGGUGCGAUGGCCGGAUGGACUCCGGAAAGAAGAUGGACGCUUGCCAGAUAUGCGGAGGAGACGGCACAUCAUGCGUCAACGUGAAGGGCUCUUUUACGGAGGGAAAAGCCAGAGAGUACACAACCUUCCUGACGCUGUCUCCUAACACAACCUCAGUCCACGUGGUCAACCGGAAGCCCCUCUUCACCCACUUGGCUGUGAAAAUUCAAGGACAAUACACCGUCGCUGGGAAAGGCCUCGUUUCUUUAAACGUCACCUACCCUGCGAUCUUGGAAGACAAUCGGUUGGAGUACAAGGUCUUCCUCACAGGAGAUAAUCUCCCCAGUUUGGAGGAGAUUCACCUGGCCGGACGAGUCCAGGAAGAGACGGAGAUACAGGUUUACAGGAAGUACGGGAAGGAAUAUGGAAGUGCCACCAGCCCUGAUAUCACCUUCAGCUACUUUAGGCCGGGUGAAAAAGAGAGCCACACCUGGACGGCCCAGCUCAGCCAAUGCUCAGUCACCUGCGGGACAGGCACGCUGCAAGUCCGUUACUCCUGCUUUGAUCAGGCAAGAGGCGAGAAGGUGGAGGACUUUUAUUGCCUCAAGAGGCCAAAGCCGCCUUCUAGGCAAGAAACGUGCGCGGUGAAACUCUGCCAACCGCGCUGGAAGAAAUCACAGCUGUCCAGAUGCUCUGCCGUUUGUGGCUUGGGGGUGGCCACGUGGCACGUGACCUGUGUCCAGGCCAUUGACGGGCUGGAAUCCACCGUGGAUGAGAGGUUGUGCCCAGCCGGCCAGAAACCUCCGGCCUUCGUGCCUUGCACUGUGGACGUCUGCCCAUUGGGAUGGAACACGGAAUCGAAGUCCGGGGCUCCGGAAGAGCGAGACCGGAGUGGAAACCAGUCUGUGUACGUCUGGAGCCCCUUGGCUGGGAAGUGUCCCGUCUCCUGCGGAGGAGGGCGGAUGUUGCUGAGUUACGUCUGCUUGGCUUUUGACACUAAAGAGGAAACAGAGGAGAGGCUCUGUAACCUGACGCAGAAACCAGCGAGCCGUCUCGAAAUUUGCAACCCUGAGCCAUGCCCACCAAGGUGGUUUUACAAGCAAGGGGCGUGCAGCGUUACCUGCGGCGAAGGGGUCAUGCGCAAAAUCUUAUACUGUGCGCGAGGGGCUGAGGAGGAGGAAGAGGAGGAGAUCCUGCCCGACGCAGCCUGCGAAGACUCGUCGCGUCCCCAAGAACAGGAAACCUGCCACCUGGAGCCUUGCCCAGCCAGCUGGAAGGUGGCUGAGCGAGGGCCUUGCUCCUCUUCGUGUGGGCUUGGCGUCUCCACCCAAUCCGUGUCCUGCGUGAGGCUUUCGGGAGGCUUUCGGGAGGUGGAGGUGGCCGAGGGCCAGUGCUCCGAAGCGGAGAAGCCCCUCUUGGUCGUGCCCUGCAUUCUCCGCGUCUGCCCUUACGAAUGGGGGUUCACCCAGUGGACGAAGUGCUCUGUCUCCUGUGGAACCGGCAUCCAGAGACGGCAGGAUUUCUGCGUCAACCCCCAAACCAAGACCCGGGUCAGCCCUCUCUUGUGCAUGCAUGUUCCUAAACCCAUGAUGGUGAGAACAUGUUCCCCCACCUCCUGCCUCGAACAGGCCACGAUGAAGUCAGAUCUGCAACCAGGUGUCCCUACAACAACCCAGCCUUCAACGGCAGGGCUCCUGACUCCUCCUCCUGAGGUCGCUCUUCCUCUCAAAGGAUGGCAGGACCAGGCCUUCGAUCGUCUGUGGUCCAAAGGAGAAGAUCCUCAGAAGGAAGAAACCAAGGGAGAUAUCGUGGAGGAACCCAGUAUCUGUGGAAGGCAGUGGCUGAAUCCCAGCGGAUUAAUCAACAUGACGGGGGUGCAAGCCAGGAUUUGCACGGUGGCCAUAGGCCGGCCUUUAGGGGAGACGAUCGGAGUCCAGGUGUUGCACAGUUCCCUGAACUGCAGCGCAGGGGAGAUAUUGCUCUUUUCAACACGGACGAUGUGGCGGAUGGCUUGCAAGAAACUGAAACUGCUGAUGGUGAACACCCGGACCAACACCCUGAUUGUGAGGCAGCGCCGGCUGUUGCCGGGCAGUGGCGUUGUGCUACGCUACACCAGCGGAUUGGCUGAGAGGAGGCACCAUCAAGCCUGCGACAGGCAGCUGUUUGGUCCCCGGGGGCUGAUCCUGAACCCAGGACUGUCGCCGGAUGGGGAACGGCAGAUGGCUUGCAGGAUAUUUAUCGACGUGGCGCCCCACCUGCGCAUCGCCGUACACGCGGUGUACGUGGCAUUCCAAACAACGGCCAACGAAACACACUCCAGCUACAUUUCGAUUCGAGAUGUCCAGUCCUUGAGGACUACCGUCUUCCAUGGGAACCGUCUUUUCUACUGGGAAUCCACCGGCAGCCGAGCUGAGAUCGAGUUCAACCAAGCCCUGGCCAACGCCAGCUUCCGAGCAGAGUACUGGGCCACCAAGUAGCCCUCUUGGGAGAUUGGCCGAAGUGGAAAGUGCCGCCAAGGGAGGGGAUUGCAGAAUUGUCGGAAGGGACCCGGGAGGCCCUCUAGUCAAACCCCACCCCUGCUCCAAUCGGACAGGAGGCUGCUGAGCUCUCUCUCCUCAAAAAUCAUGGACGCUUAUGCCUUCCCAGACAUCUCUUAUGCCUCUGUUUUUGCAAACAAUCAUUGAUUGUCUUCUCGUUGGUGCUUCUGUCAAGCUACCCAAAGCUGGGUUGGGUCGGUCAAAACUUCUGCCUUUUAAUAAAACGUGUUAGUUGCAAGGGAGGGAGGGA
This is a messenger RNA of Pseudonaja textilis, 4783 nucleotides long. The record is from RefSeq and is a predicted model, not a curated record. Lineage: Eukaryota; Metazoa; Chordata; Lepidosauria; Squamata; Elapidae.